AUGCCAUCUGCAAUUCCCGAUAACGAUUAUCUCGGCUUCUGCAAAGGAGCAUCUAAGCUCCAGAACGGUGACCGCAGUGGAGCGUUGCAGAAAUACAAGGAAGCCCAGUCUUGGUCGAGGAAUGCAUCCCGGCGGACCACUCUCGCUCAGCAUCUGAGGUGUACUGCACCAAAGUGUCGCUUUCGCAGUACCCUCAUCUCGUCGGAUGCAGAUGUAAUCUUCGACAAAGUCCUUACCUAUGAGAAGCAUGGCAUCAAGCUGCGGUGGACGUUCCUGGCCAAAAGCCAUGUGAUGCAAAAGGUAGUUCUGAAGGAUCAGUAUGCAUUCAAGUGUUUGUUCUGUGUUUUCAUGGGGCUCGGUGCGCGUGCGGCUGUUUAUGUGGGCACAGAAUACUACCUGGACCACAGUAAGUUCCAGUCGGCUACGCGAAGUGUCCAGGCUGAUUCGUCUCCAGUCAAUAAAGACCACAGAUGCCAGGAUCUUGGCGAGGUCUUGCUGUACAAGACCCUCUGCAUUAACGAUCGUGUUGCCGACGAUAGCGAACAGUUCGACAUCAAUAUAUGGCCACUAGGUGACGGCCCGUCAACCCAGCAAUGGCUAGAUGAUAGCCUGAUCGGCGAUCCGUCGAUUCGACCGAAUCACUUGCCAGGUCCCUCCGGCCUCGGUGCCAACCAGCCAUGGAUCGUAGACAUCAACCUUUUCGAUGACUUCGACGGUACGCAAGAUGGCCACAGUGAGGAUGGUAGUAUAACGAUAGCGCCUCCCUAUCCCGAGCGGCAAGACUCCGCGAUCUGUGAUGAGAAGCAAAGCGCGUUCAGUUAUGAUUCGUGGACCGACAAUCUCGACGAGAUGACGCGAUCGCCUUCCGAGAGAGGAUUUCAACCGUACCGGCAACAAUGGGUUCAUCCUGCGUAUCGUCAGGUACGGCAGGGCCGGUUGGGAUCGAUGAGUGGGAAUCAGUCUUACGACCCGCUGAGCCAAAACACAAGACCGUCGAGAAUGUCUCCCACGCCGAGCUCAUGUUAUACUGCACAGAGUUUGACCGAGCGUUCUUCUGUGGACAGCACUCACCUAGGCAUCGCAGUACGCUUUACAAACCUUCUGCCAGAGUAUUGCUAACCAUCGAUAGAUUUGCAUCGACUCCGUCAUCCAAGUCUUCACAGAGAGCCUCGCCGUGAUUGGAGAAAUCAAACGACAGCCUCGUUUCGCGGGCACAAGCAUCCUCAAGGACCUCGAAGAGACGGUCCGCGACGCACCGUCCGAGAUCCAACACGAAUUUCAAAGCUCCAAGUCCCGACUGGGCAGACCAUUCGAAGCUGGAGAUGCUACAUCGAUCAUGGCCCUGCAGCAGCUGACAGGAAAUCUACACACCAGACUCUUAGGCAUGCUCAGAAGAAUCUUUUCAGGAAGUCUGGCAACUGACGUAGGGUUCCUGGCUAAUGCAGCGGACUCUGGACGCUGGGAAACAAUCAUGGCUCUUCACGACCUGCGACAAAGAAUUUCUCGGACGGCGCCAGAGCGUAGCAGUCGUGCUUUUCCCCCGAGCGCCAUGUCCGCUUUUCAAAGUCCCACACAACACCUUUCACAUAUGCGUCCGGAUCUAUGGAAAGACCCAUGCUUCCCUGCGAACUUGGGCGCUUCAAGCCGGAGACAUUCUGACGAGAUCACUGUCGGCAUGACAAGGCGACGAGGUUCGGUUCUUGUUCGGGGAAAAUCGAAAUUGGCCAGAAGACUGUCGUUAUCAAAAACGCAUGGCGCGGAGAGUGAUUCUGAGGUUGUGCCCAGAUGGAAUAUGAAAGCGAGGACAGUGAAUGCGACGAGCGAGAUUGCGGAAUUGGAUGCAACUCCUAUUUCCAGGGGAUGA
Molecule: messenger RNA, 1864 nt
Organism: Lecanosticta acicola
Lineage: Eukaryota; Fungi; Ascomycota; Dothideomycetes; Mycosphaerellales; Mycosphaerellaceae
Source: the annotation of a GenBank genome assembly